UCCGCAGCAUUCGCUACGGUUGCAUGGUCGCUAUAGAGUGUAGGUCGUAGCAUGUUUUACGCCUUCUCCUAAAAGAAACCUUAUUAUUUCAACGGUGUUCCUUUUUUCGCGCGUUCUGAAAUUCAUCGAUAAAAAACUCGGAAGAUCAUCGAUCGGAAAACUAAUGAGUCUCGUGGAAUAUACCGCCGUUCGAAUAAAAAGACAGAUAAACAGGAAUGCGUUGUAUGCUGGGAACAUGGGAAUGUAGCGAGUGUAUGUGUGUAAAGUGUUGCGCGCGGGCGUGUUUUCCAGACAAGUUCCUCCGUUCUUUCAUCGUUUUCUAAGAAACGCAUUCAGAAUACUGGAGAGAACACGAUGGUGUUCCCGACGAUACGAGCCAUUGCAGUAUUCUUGUUGUUCAUCCUCGAUCUUGAUGCUGCGCUAGCUAAUACUGUUACAUCGGCUAAGGAGGAAUGUAGGAAAAGAAUAGCUGAAUGCACAAUGAAUGGUGGUGGAAGCACACCAGUGUGCGGAAGUGAUGGAGUCACGUACUCCAAUCAAUGUCAAGUCAUUUCUAAGCAAUGUCAAGGCGUAUCUGUCCUCAUCAAACACACUGGACCUUGUCCAGAGACACCGGCGUGCUUCUCAGCAAGAUUGACCGCUCGACAUGGCGUACGGCCUGCCUGCCGAGACGAUGGAACGUACGCGCCAGUUCAGUGUCACGCAGAGACCGAGUAUUGUUGGUGUGUAACGCCGCAAGGCCGGCCGUUGCCCGAUACAACGGUAAGAUAUAAAAAACCAAGAUGUUUGAAAGCCGGUUCCAGAUCUGCUGCUUCUACUAGGAGCGGCCAAAGGCGACGCUCACCGACUAGGAAACAACGUAGGCAGUAUGUCAGCAAUAGGCAUCGAAAUACCUGCGAUCGUACCGAAAAGUCCAAAUUCAAUGGAAACCUCAUCGAGAACUUCAAAAUUGAAUACAGACGGACUAAUAUAUCCGCUGAGGAUGAUAAGAAUGUUGAACGGGUGUUGUCGUGGAAAUUUCUUAAGCUGGACCAGAACGCGGACGGCUACUUAGAUAAGACAGAGUACAAGGAGCUCAGAAGACUCGCCAAGAAGGCGGUAAGACCGAAGAAGUGCGCACGCACAUUUGCUCGCACGUGCGACCUAAAUCGGGAUUUAAAACUAUCGGAAUGGGGUGCUUGUCUUGCCAAUGAUUUCACUCUUUUGAAAGGUAGUCCAGCCAUUGGUAGUCCUAUUCAAUCUCUACCGUUUAACAAUGAUCAUUCGGAUACUAAGGAGGAAAGCGAUGCAAAUGAUUGCAUAUCGGAUAGAAGAUCAGUGUUGGAAGAUCAGAAGCGAGAAAAUUUGUACGUUCCACAAUGCAUGUCAGAUGGAAGGUAUCAUCGAGUGCAAUGCUACUCGGGUUAUUGUUGGUGUGUGUAUCAAGAUACAGGUAAGCCAAUACCAGGGACAUCCUCGAAGGAUCGUACACCGAAUUGUAAUCCAGUUCCGACUCCUAGCAGACCUAUGAAAGGAUGUCCAGAACUAAAAAAACAAUUAUUCCUUCGAGAUCUGAUGACUCUUAUGCAAGAAAAAAUGGAAGCUUCCAACAUCGAUUCUAAUGAAACUACCGUUAAAUGGCAGGCUUCUAAGGAGGAAAGAAUAGCAACUUGGCAUUUUGUAAUGCUUGAUAAGAACAAAAAUAAGGUUUUAGAAAAAAAAGAGUGGAAAAAUUUUCGCACAAUGGUAGCGAAUAACAGACAACUCCGGAGAUGUGGUAAAAAAUUACCGAGAUAUUGUGACAUCAACAAUGAUAGAAGGAUCAGUAUGACAGAAUGGCUAAGCUGUCUCAAUGCUCAGCGUCCAACAAUAGCUAACGACCCGGAGAAACCAUUAACUACACCGAAAAGAAUAGGUCCAAAUCCACUAGAUCAGUUUCUCAACGAUGAUGACUAGCACAUUAUGUGAUAAUUUGUGUUCGCUAUCCCAUAAAGAGACACUCGUCUCUUUUUUCUCAUUAAGCAUUAACAUAAGUACGACUGCAGGAAUUCCUGGAAUCACCGCAGUUUUCUCAUACUGGUAAUUGUCAACACUGUACAAUCAGUAUGUGUGUACUCUUGUGUAUCACCUAGUCCAUAAAAGUAAUAAGGCUCCUGAGUAUUCAGCCAAGAAUUCUGCAUUGACGGUGGCGACACAGAAUCAGACGGCGGCCUGGCGAAACCGGUAGCCCCACACACACAAGUACGAGCUCAUGUACAUGUGCUCUCGGCGCAUCCAGCGCAUGCUUAUGUCUAUGUGUACAAAGCCUCGUCACAAUAAAUGGCUGAACUUAUAGGCGUGAAAAGUAACGUGUUGACGUUAAAAUUUUUUCUUGCGUACCAUUUUGUUAUUAUGUGCUUAUAUGUGAAACUGUGACUUGUCUCAUACUUAUGAAAAUCGUAAAAAUCGAUGAAGACUCAAGUUAUCCUGGAAUUUUUUAUACGUAAAAGCAUAUUUUUCACUACCUUCAACAGCUGUCAAAUCGUAUGUUUUCUGUCGAAAAAGCCUUCACUUUACGUGCCUUUUAUGAUUAUUUAUUGACUGUAAGAGGAGGUAAGGAGUCUUCUUCAAUUUUCACAAUUUUUUUAAAGCGAUCUCAUCAUUUCGUUUCAUCCAAUUUCUCUUUAUUUACAAAUGGCACGCAAGAACAAUCAACGUGUCAUUUCUCGCUUAUGACAUCACGAUUCCAAUAUGGCCGCUGUGACUACUCAGGAGCCUUACAUAAUUAAGCUAUCUUAUACUGAAAACAAAUUCAAUUUAGAAAAAGAUGUACAAUAAAGUAAUUUUUAUAGCAAUUUUCUCAAUAUUGAACUUUUGUUAUAUCAUGUCUUUAUCCAUUUCCUCUUUAAUCACAAAAAAAAUCAUUUAUU
This is a messenger RNA of Mycetomoellerius zeteki, 2888 nucleotides long. Its product is annotated as SPARC related modular calcium binding-like protein magu. The record is from RefSeq and is a predicted model, not a curated record. Gene Ontology annotation, molecular function: protein binding; calcium ion binding. Lineage: Eukaryota; Metazoa; Arthropoda; Insecta; Hymenoptera; Formicidae.